Molecule: messenger RNA, 684 nt
Organism: Eruca vesicaria subsp. sativa (arugula)
Lineage: Eukaryota; Viridiplantae; Streptophyta; Magnoliopsida; Brassicales; Brassicaceae
Source: the annotation of a GenBank genome assembly
CUCAGAUUAUAUUUAACAUUUUCAUACACUACCAAUCAAAGACAGGAAAAAACGCACCACCAACAAUUUCAAAACCAAAAAAGAUUCUCUAUAUAAACAAUAAGAGUCCCAAUCCAAAAACCUCACCAGCUAAUUUAUUCUCAACUAAACUUAUACAUAUAUUUUUUUAAACACAAUAAAAUGGCGGGCCGUGACAUUUUCCAGCUGCGUUUCGUAGCUGUCGCGGUAUCCGUCGCCGUUUUGACCUUCCUCGCCUCCAGCCAAGUCACAGAAGCGGCACGUAUGAUGAGCCUCUGCUCCCACACCGCGUAUCCAUCUCUAUGCCAACCUUUGGUGAAACGUAUCACGAACCCAAGACGUGCCACACACCGAACCAUUCAGGCUUUGGAAGCUAAGACAAAACAGGCUUUAGCUGAAGUUGCUAGGUACAAAGAUGGUAACCAAGCUAUAGCCACGUGUUACGCGACGUUUAGCGAUGCGGUUUAUAAUUUGGCGAACGCGAGGAAGAGUAUAAGGAAACGUGAUGUGUUGGGGAUGAACACGUUUUUGACCGCGGCUGUGUCUGAUUAUGGUGUGUGUGUUGAAGGGUUUAUUGACUCGAAUCAAGUUAAUACGGUUCAGAAUGUAGCGGUUGACUUGAGAAAAAUUAGCAGCAACUGCUUGACGUUGUCUACAUUGGUUUAG